Molecule: messenger RNA, 6597 nt
Organism: Drosophila suzukii
Lineage: Eukaryota; Metazoa; Arthropoda; Insecta; Diptera; Drosophilidae
Gene: GramD1B
Product: GRAM domain containing 1B
Biological process (GO): intracellular sterol transport
Cellular component (GO): endoplasmic reticulum membrane; endoplasmic reticulum-plasma membrane contact site; plasma membrane
Molecular function (GO): sterol transfer activity; sterol binding
Source: RefSeq, a predicted model, not a curated record
UUCGGGUUACCAUGGUGCCGAGCAUUACGCAUAAUUUAUGUACACAUUUUAUUCACUGAAAAAGACAAAGUGGAAGUGAAUGAAGCUGGGAACCUGCUAAACAAGAUAUUUUUCUGUAAUUAAAUGGCAAAGCGGUGUAAAAGCACCUGGAUUGAUAGAGCGGCGUCUGGUCUUCGGCACACCUAGCAACCCUUAGUCCGCGACGUAUACCUUUUAUGAGCAAAAUUUCUCGGUGGGCAGACGAACCUGAACUCCUGAAUUUAACCCUUGAAUCUCAUCUAAAAUAAACUAAAACCGCAUUUAACGGCGUGAAAACUGAACAACCGCUAAUAUUCCAAUGUGUCAGUGAUUUUUCCUCAACUAUGCGACCCCGAAAACCCAAGUAAAAAUUAACUUCCGCAGACGUCAGCAAGUGCCACAGAAAAAAAAAGAAUUAGAUGGAAUAAACAAAUAAACAGGCGUGAUUCGAUAAACAAAACCAAGGAACAAGCAGUACAGCACAGCGAAGGAAAAUAGGAGCGGCCAAGUGUGCCGUGCUGUCAUGCAUUUUGUCACACAGCAGCGGGCACAACAGCAGCACCACAAGUCCUCCGCCUCCUCGUCGAGUUCCUCGCUGGCCUCCAGUUCCUCGUGUUCCGGCUCGGGAUCAGGAUCGGGAUCGGGAUCUGGCCUGGGAUUGGGAUCCGGCUCCCGCUUCGUGGCCCUGCGCAAGUCCUCCAGCCAGGGGGCCCUGCCCAAGUCCUUGUCCACCGCACAUAGCUUCUUCCAUCGUCCUUCGCAGGGCAAGCACAAACGCACCUCCAGCCUAAAUGCGCCGCCCAUGAUUAAAGAUAGUGAUAUAACCAACCCAACAACAUCAAGUGUAACCAUAACCGCUACGACUGCCGAAAGUUCGAGCAGUAGUAAUGCCAACAUGAUACCCGAGACCACCCAGCCCGAUCAGCUCCAGUCACAGUCACAGAUACAGACACAAUCCCAGCUCCAGCUCCAAUCCCAGUCACAAUCGCAAUCGCAAUCGCCGCAGUCACAGUGCCCACAGGCACAGGAUAAUCCCGAAACCGAUCCCCAGCAGCAAUCGCAGCCGGAGGAGGAGGCGAAGCAGGCGGACGCGGCUGGUAGCAAUAAUGGUGGCGACAGGCGCGAUUCGAUCACCGAGGAGAUCACCAUAACGAGCACCACAAACAGCAGUUUGAGCAACAAACUCCUGACCAUUCAGGAAGCUGCCGGCAGCCUCGAGCAGAGCAGCGUCUCCAUAUCGACGUCCUCCAACCAGAACGCUUCCACAACAGCUGGCGGAUCGCCGCCGACAGUUGGUGCAGCUCCAGGUGCCAAUGAAUCCAACGGCAGCAACCUCAGUUUAAACCAGGCCGCCACUUCCACAAGUCCUGGCUCCAGUUCGAGUGCCGCUAACACCGCUGCUUCGGGAGCCACGCCCAGCAUUAACAUCGUGUCCAGCGAUUCGAGCAGGGAUCAGCCACCACAACAGUCGCAGAGCGUCGAAUCCAACGGAUUUACUGCUCCUGGGGACAGUCCCUCUAGCCGGAAGAGCUCCACCAGCUCCAAGGGCAAGGCCAGCCAGGCCAAGCUAUCCACAUCCAGCAGCGGACGCGAUGAGCAGGACAUCUCGCACCACCGCCUGAGCGAUCUCACCCAGCACGAGCUGAGCCUGCUGCGCGUCGACCGGGACCAACAGUUGACCAGCAGCAGCUCCACCUCCAACGAGAAGCCGGCCAAGCCGUCUAGGCUAUCGGAGCGGGCCAAGAAGAAGUCCUGGUACAACGUCAUCUAUCCCAACUACAAGUCGCGGGCCGAGGACUUCAAGAAGCUCUUCAAGGACGUGCCCAACGAUGAGCGCCUGAUUGUGGACUACUCGUGUGCCCUGCAACGCGACAUUCUCGUCCAGGGGCGACUGUAUGUGUCACAGAACUACGUCUGCUUCCAUGCGAACAUCUUCAGCUGGGAGACCUAUGUGAGCAUCAAGUGGAAGGAUGUGACGGCCAUUACCAAGGAGAAGACGGCCCUGGUGAUACCCAAUGCCAUAUCGAUAACCAGCGGCAAGGACAAGUACUUCUUUGCCACGUUCACCUCGCGCGACAAGAGCUUCUUGAUGCUCUUCCGCGUCUGGCAGAACACGCUGAUGAACAAGCCGUUUUCGGCGCAGGAGAUUUGGAAGCAUGUGCACACCUGCUACGGCGAGGAGCUGGGCCUGACCACCGACGACGAGGACUACAUUGAUCCCACGCUGGACAACGACAACGAGACGGACUUCGACUUCCACACGGCCAUCGAUGAGGAUUGCCAGUCGCAGCGCCAGUCACAGCAGUCGAAUCAAUCCAACCAGUCGAAUCCCGCGCUUCCCCAGAGCGGCAACAGCAGCGCCAGCAGCGGCGGCGGUGUCCGGGCUUCUGCCCCCCGCAAGUCAAAGACGAAAUACUUCUUCAACUCCUCCAAAUCCUCGGCCAACGCCUCGGCCAGUGGGUCGGAUAACAAUAAGACCAGGGAGAGCUCUCGCAAACUGAACAAGAAGAUGAAGCAGAAUGCCAAGGAGCUGACCCUCAGCUCCGUGAAGCCAACGGAGCUCUCGGUGAGCGUAACCAUGAACGCUCCUAGUGCCAGCAGCAGCAGCACUGCCGGCUCCACCACAGCCUCCUCCUCCACCAUUGCCAACCAAACGGGCUCUGGCUCCGGAUCGGGAUCUAUAUCGGGCUCAAACACUGCUGCGGCCAGCGGCAGUGGCAGCGACAAGAAGGCGCUGGAGAAGAAGGUCAGCACGGUCUCUAACUCUGCCGCCAUAGCAGCUGCUACAUCCCUGGCUACUGCCGGGCCACCAGCCAUGGAGUCCAAGCCGGAAAUAAAGCGUAAGAUGGGAAAGAACCAUCGAAGCCAGCGGGAAGAGGUCAAAAAUGCCGAGAGUGUGCCCACAGAUGUCUCUGAUUCUUCCGACUCCGAGGAGAACAAUUUGCCAUUUGUGCCCACCACGGAGUGCACCUCGACGCACGAGGGCCGCCAGAUCGUCCACACCAUUCUGCCCAUCAAUGUGGACACCUUGUUCAAUAUGCUGUUCAGCAAGUCGAAAUUCAUAACCGACUUCCAUGCCAUGCGCAAGUCAACGGACCUUUCGAUUGGCGAGUGGACCAAGAACGAGGAGGGUCUCCAAACGCGCACUGUGAACGUCACUGUUCAAUUGGCCGCCUCUGUGGGACCCAAGACCUCAAAGGUAACCGAGUACCAGACGCAGCGGGAGUGCAGCAAACCGGGCGAACUGUAUUCCAUAGACGUAAACAGUGUUAAUGCAGGCAUUCCAUACGCGGACAGUUUCAGUGUGCUCAUACACUUCUGCCUGGCUAGAACUGUUGAUGAUCACACUAUGCUGUCGAUUCACACCCAGAUCAAGUACAAAAAGUCGAUCUGGGGCGUUGUUAAGGGCUUCAUCGAGAAGAACACGUGGGCGGGAGUGGAGGACUUCUUUGGCGCCCAGUUGCAUGCGCUUCAGAGCGAGACCUGCAUUCCACCUGCGAAGGGAAAGGGACGCAGGCCCAGGAGAGGCAUGAAUCAGCAAACCGCCACCUCGACCACAUCGAACAACACCAUUGCAACAGGUGCUGUCCACACAGCAACCAGUACGGACAAUGACAGCAUCCAAGAGUCGCGUCAUCGUCAUCCCCAUCAGCAGCAGCAGCAGAACGAGCAUCACCAGCAUCAGCACCUGCACAUGCACCAUCACCACCACCAUCACCACGGUAGCCAGCAUCAACACCACGAUCCCAGGCACUCCCACCACCACCAUCAUCAUCAGCCAUCGCCUCCGCUUCCCCAUCAUCACCAGCAUCCCCAUUGGCAUCACCGUAAGGCUAUACUUCAGUCCAGCAGAGGUACCGCCACCCAGAUUCGUCCACUGGAGGAGGCAGUCGGUGCGGCCCCAGUCGGUGACUCCCUAGAGGCGCAAAUGCUUUCCCCUGGAGGCGUUCCAUCGGCGGCAAUCGGCGCCGCCUCGGGUCAUCCGCUGCUGCUCGAGGGCGGCAAGCAGCAGCAGCUCCACCACCAGCAGCAGAUGCACCACCACCACCUGCAGCCGCACAAGCAGCAGCACCACCACCACCAACAGCAGCAGCAGUUGCACCUGGGCGGCGGCGACGGCCAGGCCUUGGCGACGGGUCACCUCGGUUCACAGGGUCACAGACUCAGACACAAGGGCUUGUGGUUGUUGGUUAUACUGUUGCUCUGCUUGAUGCUGGCAUUAAAUGUGAUAUUAUUACUUAAGCUCUGGAAGCUGGAGGACCGCAUCGACGUGGAUCUCAGUCGGCGGGCUCGCCUGCCCAGUUUGGGCGCCCUGAGUGAGCUACCGAGCACGAAUCAGGAAUGGCUGGAACUGCUGCGCGACCAGGAGAUGGCGCACGAGAACGAGCUGCACAAGUGGCAGCAGGUGCUCCAGACCGCCAUCGAGCUGCUGAAAAAGGUGAGCAUUGUCUGCGAAAAGAUCUACAACGAUGGCCAGCUGCGUCAGAGCAUUGAGGCGAUGUCGAUGGCGGUGCACACUGAAUUCUAAGCAUCUCAUUACCACGGUGAUUAACAGCAGCGAACAGUGACUUCGGCGAACAGCAAGGGCGACCACUAAUUGUAAUCCUAACACUCACAACCACACACAUGUAUACUGGCAGUGCGUUUCAUAACUGCAGGGAGGUUUUAGGGCAAUAUGGAUAAGUCAAAAAUGUUAAAUUCGUUCUGAUAAAUGAAUUAGUUAAUUGAUACCUUAGUUUUUUAUGUUCUGCAAAGAAAGAACUAUUGUUAUUGAACCAUUCAUUCUGAUAACUGAAUUGUUUGGAACAUAUUUUAGUUCUAUAUAAUGUAAAUUAAGAAUUUUUAUUAUUGUUCCAUUUAUUCUGAUAACUUAAUAACUAAGUAGAUAUUUUAUUUUUGUAUACUGAAUAUGAGAAAAGGUUUAUAUACCAUUCGGUUGUGCUUUAGUUGAUGUUUACUUGCUUGCCUAAAAACGAAUUUGUUUCUUAAUACUUUUCUAUGAGAUUCCUAAACGUUCUGAAAGUUUUGAAACGCACUGCGCUAGCGGGCAUUUGUUACUGAUCUCUUAGUUAGCAAUACACAAAACCCCGAAUUGUUGCAUGUUCAUUUGCCUCGGUUGAGAUUCGUUUUCUCUGGCACUGACUGAAGAGAUAAAUGUGGAAAAUUCCGUGUAGCCAAAUGCAAGCUUUAACCUAUGUUUUCCAACAUCUAUCUCAACCAGAGUUGACAAUUCUUUAGAGAUAAGUUUUGUAUUCCGUAGAGCAAACUCCAGGCCAACACAUUUUGUAAUGAAAAUCAUUUCGGUCCACCCGCAAACAAAAUUUAAAUGUUUAGAUACAUAGAAAAAGAGAAAGGAGGCACCACACAAAACUCACUGUUAAAACUUUGUAAUUUUGUAAGUAAUUUUGAUUUUUUAUUUUCCUCUGUAGAAAGUACUCAUUCACUCUCAACUAACCCCUUUUAUGUUCGACUAAUUUCUAUCUUAGUUGCUUCCUUGUAGAUUGCUUUUUAUGUGGUGAACCUUAAGUUUGCUUUUAACCCGUUUACUCAAAUAUUUUUUCGUUUUUCAGACUGAAAGAACUUUGGCUGAAAUCAUUGUACGCUAGCAGUAAAAUAAUUAAAACAUAAUAUUGUGCAAGUUAAAUUAAUCCAAUCCAAUUGUCUUAGACAAGCUAGGAAAACACCCAAUGCAAUGUUUUGGGCCAAGAGCAAAGCCACCAAGAAAAUUCUGAAAUUGAAUUUAAAAUUCAACUAAAAUUUAGUCACAAACCCAACACACACAUAAGAAAAUCGGAGGACACAAGCCAAUAUGUCAUUUAUACACAUUUAUGAUUAUGUUUUAACCGUAAGAAAAGCGCAGUGUAAUUUAUGUCAUAAGUAGCUGCAUUUUAGUUAGAUUAGAGGCAAUUGUUUUGUUUUUACCACGGCAUUUACGUGUAGCACCUGUUUGCUUGGCUUUGCUUUAGACAAAUGUAUCUACAAAUUCCUCAAGUAUUUCAUAUCUCACAACAUACCAAAAACCGAUACAAAUCACGAGAGAGCGCCCUGAAUUUUUGUUUUAGAAAAUUCAUUUAAAUGUCGAGCAAGCGCAAAACUGGCAAACUGGAGAGUAUAUUAAUUAUAACUAAUAAUAAUAAUAUAAUUGCCAGUAUAUGGCUAGAGAAAAUUUGAUAAAAACGAUUAUACAAAAUAUUUAUUGUGUACAAUAUUUUUGUAAUACCAAUCGAAACAAUUGUGAGCAAUGUUUUCGUUCUUUUGUAUAACUUCUCCUAACUCUUUACCUUUACCCAUUUUUGGCGCCCUUUUACAGACUAUACCGAUACGAAUACAAAUACAAGAAUCAGAUACCAGAUACUUCAAACUAUUCAAUCUAAAACGCAUGGCAAGAUUAAAACCCAUUAUGGCAUACUCUAUAUACACUAUAAAUAUGUACCAUGUAUAUGGGCCAAGUAUUGUUAGUCCGUAGUAGUUGCAUUUUAAAUUAACAGAGCGAAAAUAAACAAAACAAGAGCUAAAGGAAAAACAAGAACAAGAAGAAAGUGAGGAGAGGGAGAACAGAAAGUAAAGCAGAAUAUUUAA